This is a messenger RNA of Pelobates fuscus (common spadefoot toad), 1002 nucleotides long. Its product is annotated as vomeronasal type-2 receptor 26-like. Lineage: Eukaryota; Metazoa; Chordata; Amphibia; Anura; Pelobatidae. The transcript is spliced from 4 exons. Gene Ontology annotation, biological process: G protein-coupled receptor signaling pathway. Gene Ontology annotation, molecular function: G protein-coupled receptor activity. Gene Ontology annotation, cellular component: plasma membrane. The coding region runs from base 1 to 1002 and encodes 333 amino acids. The record is from RefSeq and is a predicted model, not a curated record.
AUGACCAGUGCGGAAUCCAGACUGAAGGGGGUCAACCAUAGAGUUGGAUUCGACAAAGUUCCAAAGUCUCGGUGCUCAGAAAACUGUGUGCCCGGGUACCGGAAAGGUAUAAGCACACAUAUGUGUUGUUAUAACUGUAUUCCGUGUCCAGAAGGAGAAAUAUCCAAUAUAUCUGAUAGUGAAAAAUGUAUAAAAUGCCCUGAUACUGAAUGGCCCAAUACGAAGAAGAAUCAGUGUUUUCCAAAACUGGAGGAAUUUCUAUCUUACAGCAAUGAUGUACUUUCUGUGAUCUUUUUGUCGAUAUCAUUACUUUUUAUUGUCAUAACUGUAGUUACAUUAGUUAUUUUUAUUUUCUAUCAAGACACACCUAUUGUAAAAGCCAAUAACAAGAACCUCAGCUUCAUCCUCCUGACCUCCAUCUUACUGAGCUUCCUCUGUGUGUUCUUGUUCCUCGGUCGCCCGGUGGAUAUAACCUGCAUUCUGCGUCAGACCUCUUUUGGAAUCAUCUUUUCAAUAGCAGUCUCCUCUAUUUUAACCAAGACAAUCAUGGUUUUCAUUGCUUUCAGUGCCACUAAACCUGGAAGCUCCUGGAAAAGAUGUAUUGGUGUCAAACAGUCUAACCUGCUAGUAGCAAUGUUUUCAUCCAUCCAAGUUCUAAUUAAUAUAAUAUGGUUAGCGAUAUCUCCGCCCUUUCAGGAACUGGACUCUCAUUCUAAUCCAGGCAAGAUCAUCAUUCAGUGUAAUGAAGGUUCCGUUAUUGCCUUCUACUCUGUGCUGGGUUAUAUGGGCCUUCUAGCAGCUGUUAGUUUUAUUGUAGCAUUUUUGGCCAGGACAUUACCGGACAGUUUUAAUGAGGCCAAGUACAUCACCUUCAGUAUGCUGGUGUUCUGCAGUGUUUGGAUUGCAAUGAUCCCGGCCUAUCUGAGCACCAAAGGGAAGUACAUGGUGGCUGUAGAGAUAUUUGAAAAAUUGGCAGCUGCUGUACAUCGAUGGAAACGCUAG